This is a messenger RNA of Pteropus alecto (black flying fox), 8894 nucleotides long. RefSeq names its product acetyl-CoA carboxylase beta (gene ACACB). The coding region runs from base 1 to 7356 and encodes 2451 amino acids. The record is from RefSeq and is a predicted model, not a curated record. NCBI's taxonomy places the organism in Eukaryota, Metazoa, Chordata, Mammalia, Chiroptera, Pteropodidae. The transcript has 52 exons. Gene Ontology annotation, biological process: fatty acid biosynthetic process. Gene Ontology annotation, molecular function: metal ion binding; acetyl-CoA carboxylase activity; ATP binding.
AUGAUCCUGGUUUUUUUAUCUUGUCUGAUUUUCUCUUACCUCACCUUUUCCUUGUUAAAAAUCUGGGGGAAAAUGACGGACAUCAAGGCAGUCACAGAGAAAUCAGAGGCAAACUUCGUCCCAAGUCAGGAGCCUUUUCCAGCCUCUGACAGCUCAGAAGAGCCACUGCAGAAAAAUGGCGACAGCAGCUCUCUGCCAGAGACUCCUAACCAGGCUGAGCUGGCCUCUCACAAAGGUCCCAAAGACGCUUGUCAGCAAAGAACCUCCAAACCACCCCUACAUCGGAAUCCCCCAAGAAACUCUGUUUCCUCCAGUGAUGACGCCCCAGCCAAUGGAACAGGCACCCAAGGCCUCGAGGCUCUGGAUACCAGUGGUCUGUCCUCACCAGCCAGGUCCCAGGGCCAGCGAGCCAGACCCCUCUCCGCAGAAGACAAGAAGCAGGCACACAUCAAGAGGCAGCUGAUGACCAACUUCAUCCUGGGCUCCUUUGAUGACAACUCCUCUGAUGAGGACCCUGGCCCUGGCUCCUUCGGAGAAUCUUCCCGCAGAGGCAGCCGGGCCAGCCUGGGAGCCCUGUCCCUGGAGGCUGCUCUGACAUCAGGCGACUCCGAGACCCCUGCCCCCACUAUAAGACCCAGUAUGUCGGGACUCCACCUGGUGAAGAGGGGCCGAGAACAGAGGAAGGUGGAUCUACAGAGAGACUUCACCGUAGCUUCUCCAGCCGAGUUUGUCACACGCUUUGGGGGGAAUCAGGUCAUUGAGAAGGUGCUCAUCGCCAACAAUGGCAUCGCUGCCGUGAAGUGUAUGCGUUCCAUCCGCAGGUGGUCCUACGAAAUGUUUCGAAAUGAGCGGGCCAUUCGGUUUGUAGUCAUGGUGACUCCAGAGGACCUCAAGGCCAAUGCAGAGUAUAUCAAGAUGGCAGAUCAGUACGUCCCUGUCCCAGGAGGGCCCAACAACAACAAUUAUGCCAACGUGGAGCUGAUUGUGGACAUUGCCAAGAGAAUCCCCGUGCAGGCGGUGUGGGCUGGCUGGGGCCAUGCUUCUGAAAACCCCAAACUUCCGGAGCUCCUGUGCAAGUACAAGAUUGCUUUCUUAGGCCCUCCCAGUGAGGCCAUGUGGGCCCUGGGAGAUAAGAUCGCCUCUACCAUCGUGGCCCAGACGCUGCAGAUUCCCACACUGCCCUGGAGUGGAAGUGGUCUGACAGUGAAGUGGGAAAAAGAUGGUCUGCAGCAGGAAAAAACAAUCAGUGUCCCAGAAGACAUUUACAACCAGGGUUGUGUGAAAGACGUAGAUGAAGGCUUGGAGGCAGCAGAAAAAAUUGGUUUUCCAUUGAUGAUCAAAGCUUCUGAAGGCGGUGGAGGGAAAGGAAUCCGAAAAGUGGAGAGUGCUGAGGACUUCCCAGUCCUCUUCAGACAAGUGCAGAGUGAGAUCCCGGGCUCCCCCAUCUUUCUCAUGAAGCUGGCCCAGCGCGCCCGUCACCUGGAGGUCCAGAUCCUCGCAGACCAGUAUGGGAACGCCGUGUCCCUGUUUGGGCGAGACUGCUCCAUCCAGCGGCGACAUCAGAAAAUCAUCGAGGAGGCACCUGCCACCAUUGCUAAACCUGCUGUGUUCGAGUUCAUGGAGCAGUGUGCUGUCCUCUUGGCCAAGACGGUGGGCUACGUGAGCGCAGGCACAGUUGAAUAUCUCUACAGCCAGGAUGGCAGCUUCCACUUCUUGGAGCUGAAUCCCCGCCUGCAGGUGGAACACCCCUGCACAGAAAUGAUCGCUGAUGUGAAUCUGCCGGCUGCCCAGCUACAGAUUGCCAUGGGUGUGCCACUGCACCGGCUGAAGGAUAUCCGACUUUUGUACGGAGAGUCGCCAUGGGGGGUGACGCCUAUUUCUUUUGAAACUCCUUCCCACCCUCCGCUCGUCCGAGGCCACGUCAUUGCAGCCAGAAUCACCAGUGAAAACCCAGAUGAGGGGUUUAAGCCGAGCUCUGGAACAGUCCAGGAAUUGAAUUUUCGCAGCAGCAAGAAUGUGUGGGGUUAUUUCAGCGUGGCUGCUGCUGGUGGCUUACAUGAGUUUGCUGAUUCCCAGUUCGGUCACUGUUUCUCUUGGGGAGAGAACCGGGAAGAGGCCAUUUCGAACAUGGUGGUGGCUUUGAAGGAACUGUCCAUCCGAGGUGACUUCAGAACGACUGUGGAAUAUCUCAUUAACCUCCUGGAGACCGAGAGCUUCCAGAACAACGACAUCGACACUGGGUGGCUGGAUCAUCUCAUCGCUGAGAAAGUGCAGGCCGAGAAGCCAGAUAUCAUGCUUGCGGUGGUGUGCGGAGCCUUGAACGUGGCUGAUGCGAAGUUCAGAACCUGCAUGACAGAUUUCUUACACUCGCUGGAAAGGGGCCAGGUCCUCCCUGCGGAUUCCCUCCUGAACACUGUGGAUGUGGAAUUAAUUUACGGAGGCAUUAAAUACAUUCUCAAGGUGGCCCGGCAGUCUCUGACCAUGUUUGUCCUCAUCAUGAAUGGCUGUCACAUCGAGAUCGAUGCCCACUGGCUAAACGAUGGCGGGCUUUUGCUGUCCUACAAUGGCAGCAGCUACACAACCUACAUGAAAGAAGAGAUCAACAGUUACUGGAUUACCAUUGGCAACAAGAUGUGUGUAUUUGAGAAGGAGAAUGAUCCCACGGUCCUGAGAUCCCCCUCAGCUGGGAAGCUGGUUCAGUACAUGGUGGAGGAUGGGGGCCACGUGGAGGCUGGGGACAGCUAUGCCGAGAUGGAGGUGAUGAAGAUGAUCAUGGCCCUGAAUGUGCAGGAAAGUGGCCAUGUGAAGUAUAUCAAGCGCCCGGGAGCCGUGCUGGAAGCAGGCUGUGUGGUGGCCAAGCUGGAGCUUGAUGACCCUUCUAAAGUGCGCCCGGCUGAGCCGUUCACAGGAGAGCUCCCUUCCCAGCAAACUCUGCCCAUCAUUGGGGAGAAGCUGCACCAGGUCUUCCACAGCGUCUUGGAGAACCUGACUAACAUCAUGAGCGGCUACUGUCUGCCAGAGCCUAUUUUUAGCAUAAAGCUGAAGGAGUGGGUGCAGAAGCUCAUGGCGACUCUCCGACACCCAUCACUGCCGCUGCUAGAGCUGCAAGAGAUCAUGACCAGCGUGUCAGGCCGCAUCCCCGCCUCCGUGGAGAAGUCGGUCCGCAGGGUGAUGGCCCAGUAUGCCAGCAACAUCACCUCAGUGCUGUGCCAGUUCCCCAGCCAGCAGAUAGCCGCCAUCCUGGACUGCCACGCAGCCACCCUGCAACGGAAGGCUGACCGGGAGGUCUUCUUUAUGAACACCCAGAGCAUCGUGCAAUUGGUUCAGAGAUACCGUAGUGGGACCCCUGGCUACAUGAAGGCAGUGGUGUUGGAUCUUCUGCGAAGAUAUUUACAAGUUGAGCACCAUUUCCAACAAGCCCACUACGACAAGUGUGUGAUAAACCUCAGGGAACAGCUGAAGCCAGAUAUGUCCCAGGUGCUGGACUGCAUCUUCUCUCAUGCGCAGGUGGCUAAGAAGAACCAGCUGGUGAUCAUGUUGAUUGAUGAGCUCUGUGGCCCAGACCCUUCCUUGUCAGAGGAACUGACCUCCAUCCUCAAUGACCUCACUCAGCUGAGCAAGAGUGAGCAUUGCAAAGUGGCCCUCAGAGCCAGACAGAUCCUGAUUGCCUCCCACCUCCCCUCCUAUGAGCUGAGGCACAACCAGGUGGAGUCCAUUUUCCUGUCUGCCAUUGACAUGUACGGCCACCAGUUCUGCCCAGACAACCUCAAGAAAUUAAUACUCUCAGAAACGACCAUAUUUGAUGUCCUGCCCACUUUCUUCUAUCACACUAACAAAGUGGUCUGCAUGGCAUCUUUGGAGGUGUAUGUGCGGAGGGCCUACAUCGCCUAUGAGUUAAACAGCCUGCAGCACCGGCAGCUCCCGGAUGGCACCUGUGUGGUGGAAUUCCAGUUCAUGCUGCCCUCCUCCCACCCAAACCGGAUAGCCAUGCCCAUCAAUGUCACCAACCCCGACCUGCUGAGGCACAGCACCGAGCUCUUCAUGGACAGUGGCUUCUCCCCUCUGUGCCAGCGGCUGGGGGCCAUGGUCGCCUUCAGGAGAUUCGAGGAAUUCACCAGGAACUUCGACGAAGUCAUCUCCUGCUUUGCCAAUGUGCUCACAGACACCCCCAUCUUCAGCAAGGCCCAAACUUCUUUGUACUCUGAGGAUGAUGGCAAAAACCUGAGAGAAGAGCCAAUCCAUAUCUUGAACGUGGCCAUCCAGUAUGCGGACCACCUGGAAGAUGAGAAGCUGGUACCGAUUUUGCGGACGUUCGUACAGUCCAAGAAAAACAUCCUUGUGGAUUACGGACUCCGAAGAAUCACGUUCUUGAUCGCCCAAGAGAAAGAAUUUCCCAAGUUUUUCACAUUCAGAGCAAGAGAUGAGUUUGCAGAAGAUCGCAUUUACCGUCACCUGGAGCCCGCCCUGGCCUUCCAGCUGGAGCUUAGCCGGAUGCGCAAUUUUGAUCUGAAGGCCGUGCCCUGUGCCAACCACAAGAUGCAUCUUUACGUGGGCGCUGCCAAGGUGAAGGAAGGUGCAGAAGUGACAGACCACAGGUUCUUCAUCCGCGCCAUCAUCAGGCACUCAGACCUGAUUACAAAGGAAGCCUCCUUCGAGUACCUGCAGAACGAGGGUGAGCGGCUGCUCCUGGAGGCCAUGGACGAGCUGGAGGUGGCGUUCAACAACACCAGCGUGCGCACUGACUGCAACCACAUCUUCCUCAACUUCGUGCCCACUGUCAUCAUGGACCCCUAUAAGAUUGAGGAGUCGGUGCGUUCCAUGGUUAUGCGCUAUGGCAGCCGGUUGUGGAAACUCCGCGUGCUACAGGCUGAGGUCAAGAUCAACAUUCGCCAGACCACCACCGGAGGUGUCAUUCCCAUCCGCCUGUUCCUCACGAAUGAGUCAGGCUACUACCUGGAUAUCAGCCUCUACAAAGAAGUCACCGACCCCAGAUCUGGAAAUAUCAUGUUUCACUCCUUUGGCAACAAACAAGGGCCUCAGCACGGAAUGCUGAUCAAUACUCCCUAUGUCACCAAGGAUCUGCUUCAGGCCAAGCGAUUCCAGGCCCAGUCCUUGGGAACCACCUAUGUGUACGACUUCCCAGAAAUGUUCAGGCAGGCUCUCUUUAAACUGUGGGGCUCCCCAGACAAGUACCCGCAAGAUAUCCUGACAUACACUGAACUCGUACUGGACCCUCAGGGCCAGCUGGUGGAAAUGAACCGACUUCCUGGAGGAAAUGAGGUGGGCAUGGUGGCCUUCAAAAUGAGGUUUAAGACCCGAGAGUAUCCAGAAGGGCGGGACGUGAUCAUCAUUAGCAAUGAUAUCACCUUCCGCAUCGGAUCCUUUGGCCUACGAGAGGACCUUCUGUACCUGCGGGCCUCUGAGAUGGCCCGGGCAGAGGGUAUCCCCAAAAUCUACCUCGCAGCCAACAGUGGGGCCCGUAUCGGUCUUGCAGAGGAAAUCAAACACAUGUUCCAGGUGGCUUGGGUGAGCCCAGAAGACCCCCACAAAGGAUUUAAAUACCUGUACCUGACCCCUCAAGACUACACCAAAAUCAGCUCCCUGAACUCCGUCCAUUGUAAACACAUAGAAGAAGAAGGAGAAUCCAGGUAUGUCAUCACAGAUAUCAUUGGGAAGGAUGAUGAACUGGGCGUGGAGAACCUGCGGGGUUCAGGCACAAUUGCUGGGGAGUCCUCCCUGGCUUAUGAAGAGAUUAUCACCAUUAGCUUGGUGACCUGCCGAGCCCUUGGGAUCGGGGCCUACUUGGUGAGGCUGGGCCAGCGAGUGAUCCAAGUGGAAAACUCCCACAUCAUCUUGACAGGAGCCAGUGCUCUCAACAAGGUCCUAGGCAGAGAUGUUUACACAUCCAACAACCAGCUGGGUGGCGUGCAGAUCAUGUAUUACAAUGGCAUCUCCCACGUCACUGUGCCGGACGACUUCGAGGGCGUUUAUACCAUCCUGGAGUGGCUGUCCUAUAUGCCAAAGGAUAAUCACAGUCCGGUCCCUAUCAUCACACCCACUGACCCCAUUGACAGAGAAAUCGAAUUCCUGCCAUCCAGAGCUUCCUACGACCCCCGGUGGAUGCUUGCAGGAAGGCCUCACCCAACUCUAAAGGGAUCCUGGCAGAGUGGAUUUUUCGACCACGGCAGUUUCAGAGAAAUCCUGGCACCCUGGGCCCAGACUGUGGUGACGGGACGAGCAAGGCUUGGGGGGAUCCCUGUUGGAGUAAUUUCUGUGGAGACACGGACGGUGGAGGUGGCGGUGCCCGCGGACCCUGCCAACCUGGAUUCUGAGGCCAAGAUAAUCCAGCAGGCAGGCCAGGUGUGGUUCCCGGACUCAGCCUACAAAACGGCCCAGGUCAUCAAGGAUUUCAACCGGGAGAAGUUGCCCCUGAUGAUCUUCGCUAACUGGAGAGGUUUCUCUGGUGGUAUGAAAGACAUGUACGACCAGGUGCUGAAGUUUGGAGCCUACAUCGUGGAUGGCCUCAGGCAAUACAAACAGCCAAUCCUCAUCUACAUCCCACCCUAUGCUGAGCUCAGAGGAGGCUCCUGGGCGGUCCUAGACUCCACCAUCAACCCCCUGUGCAUAGAAAUGUAUGCGGACAAAGAAAGCAGGGGGAGUGUUCUGGAGCCAGAGGGAACAGUGGAGAUUAAGUUCCGAAAGAAAGACCUGUUAAAGGCCAUGAGAAGGAUCGACCCGACUUACAAGAAGCUUGUGGAACAGCUAGGAAUGUCCGAGCUCUCCGACAAGGACCGCAAGGACCUGGAGAGCCAGCUGAAGGCCCGGGAGGACCUGCUACUUCCCAUAUACCACCAGGUGGCGGUACAGUUCGCCGACCUCCACGAUACGCCUGGCAGGAUGCUGGAGAAAGGCGUCAUCUCUGACAUUCUGGAAUGGAAGACUUCAAGAUCCUUCCUGUACUGGCGCCUGCGCCGCCUCCUGCUGGAGGAUCAGGUCAAGCAGGAGAUCCUGCAGAUCAGCAGCGAGCUGAGCCAUGUGCACAUCCAGUCCAUGCUGCGCCGCUGGUUCAUGGAGACAGAGGGGGCCGUCAAGGCCUACCUGUGGGACAACAAUCAGAUGGUGGUGCAGUGGCUGGAGCAGCACUGGCAGGUGGAGGAUGGCCUGCACUCCACCAUCCGAGAAAACAUCAAGUACCUGAAGCGAGACUCUGCCCUUAAGACCAUCCGAGGCCUGGUCCAGGAAAACCCUGAGGUAGCCCUGGACUGCAUGAUGCACAUGAGCCAGCACAUCAGCCCGGCCGAGCGGGCCCAAGUCGCUCACCUCCUGUCCACCAUGGACAGUCCGGCCUCCACCUGACCCCUGCUCACCCGGCCACUUGCAGGACCAUGGGCAAGACAAACCACACUGAUCUGCUGACCGCAAACCCUCACCAAGACCUUGAGGGUUUACUUUUUAAAAAAAAAUUCCUGGACAUUUCUGCAGGGCUACUGGCUCCCAACUCAUUCCUGUCUCAAUAAACAGCUCAGGAAUAAACAGCCCCCUUCCAAGCAGAAAGAGCCUUUUCUCCAUCAUCAGGAAGUUUGUUUCGUCUCUUAAGACAUUUUUGCUGCAUCGCUGAAUUGAAUUGAGCCCAAACACCCGUUUCCUUUUCCUUCCCAGUGCCUGGCCUGGCAUGCAGGACCCAGGUGUCUUUUUCAACCCGUUUUAUAUCAGAUCAUGGAAUCAUUUAUUUUUUUACUCUGAGACCAGCUCUUGCGGUAAGCAUCUUCUGUUUCAGCAGAAUAAAGAGGCCAAGGAAAGACAUAUAGAGACAAGACGAGGAAAAGAAACCUGUUUUUGUAAUGAUAAUAUCUGGAGGCUAUCAAGUCACCCAGGAAAGAAUAUGAAUGAUUUUUUUAUAAGGGUAAUAAAAUGGUAUUUUAUCCUCCAGAUGGCCCCUAGUGAAUCACUAGGAAUAUCCCAUUGGCAGGCCAUGCUUAGCGCUCGUCAGCGAAGAUUCUCUUUUCGAGAGAGGGAAAGCAAAAUGACAAAAUUAUUUGGCCUUAAGUUCCAGCGCAUUGGGAGAUCUCUUCCGCGAGACUCAUAGCCCUCUGCCUGCCCUUUCCCCUCUGAGGACAAUAAGGACUAGCCUCUCCCCCACUAUAGGAUUGGGCACCCUCCUGGCCUCUUGAGAGAGAAAAAAGGAGGGCAAGCCCUCCCCAAACCCACAGCCUAGCCUACUGACGAGCUUCACUGCUGUGACUGCCACUACCCCUUGGAGGUCGCCUUCAAGUCGCCGUCACUCCCUCACCUGUCGCCUUGAUGUCCAUGGCCGGAUCCGGCUUCGAGGGCAGAGCCAUUGGUUUCUAAGGACUGGCCCACAAGUACCACACCAGUUUGCUCAGGGAGGCCUUUUCGACACUGCCACCAGCACCCAGCCCUAAAGGCUGCACAGCAUCAGGGCCUGCCAUCCUCCCGGCCCUGCCCAUCAGUCCCUGGGUGCCAGUGAUAGGAGGAGCUGGCCACCCGCCACUGUGUUGAUGGGCAGUUGUCUGAGGACACCCAACGUUACGCCCGGCCAAUUUGGAGGUCAGUGAUGAGGCCGACAAGGUUGCCUAGGGAAGCCCCCACAAGCUGGAUGCUUGAGGAAAUAGUCUGGCCGUCAGCCACUGACAGCCCUGGCAAGUGAAGGUGGUGUGGGGCUGCGAGGGGUGGGAGAAAGAAUGAAUUAUCUGUUGUCCCAUCCUGAGGCCAGUGGAGGGAAAUCCAUGCUGCUUUGGGGACAGUGUUUUCUGGGUGUGGAAGCCCCCCUUGGUUCUAGAGGGAAAGACCAGUCGAUGACUAGCUGCUACCCAGGAACGGUGGGCAGAAAAACCUACCAGGAGAUGUGUGGAAUAAAUUAUUUUUUAAAGGAA